Nicotiana attenuata is the source of this 1356-nucleotide messenger RNA. RefSeq lists its product as uncharacterized. Gene Ontology annotation, molecular function: catalytic activity. NCBI's taxonomy places the organism in Eukaryota, Viridiplantae, Streptophyta, Magnoliopsida, Solanales, Solanaceae. Bases 1 to 1356 code for a protein of 451 amino acids. The record is from RefSeq and is a predicted model, not a curated record. The transcript is spliced from 3 exons.
AUGGUUGCGGAUGAAAUAAUUGUUGAAUUGAUUCAUGAGAAUAUUGAUAGUGAAGUAUCCAAAUGGAAAUAUGUGGUUAUUGUGUAUGUUAUUGGUGGAUCACUAACGAUUGGGGCUAUGGAAAGGUUUAUAGUUGGGCAGGGGAGUUUUUAUGUUAAAUCUAAGGUAUAUUACCAUAAUGACGGGUAUUUUAUGGUGAAUUUUGCAAGUCUAGAGGAAAGGAAUAUGGUGAUGUACUCUGGGCCUCACAUGCUUAACAACAGACCUGUAGUAGUUAAGCAGUGGACUGUUGAUUUUGGUUUUGAUGAAGAAGACUUGAAGACUAUACCAAUAUGCGUGAAUUUGCCAAAUCUACCUUUGAGCUGCUGGAGUGCAAGUGCACUAAGCAAAAUUGGGAGUGGUCUAGGCCAGCCCAUAUAUGCUGAUGCUUGCACUUCAAACACUGAAAGAAUUUCGUAUGCAAGAAUUUUGGUGGAGGUAGAUGUCACUAAGGAGCUACCAAAGAGUAUUAAAGUGAAGGAUCCUAAGGGGAGAGUUAUGGUGCAAGAAGUGUGGUAUGAAUGGAAGCCAAGCUAUUGUGCAAAAUGUAUGCAGAUAGGACAUAACUGUCAACAGCAGCAACAGAACAAAGCAGUAAUGGACAAGAAGACAGGGCAACAACAGCAAAGAGCAUCUACAAAACAAAGGACUGAAUAUAAGCCAAUUAACACAGGAUCAACAAUCCAAAGCCAACACCAUUUAAGAGAGACAAGCCAGUAUCAAAAUAUGAAGAGAAAUGAAGAAUGCAGUACAAGUAGAGGAGUGGAGUUUGCAAUGAUAGGAAGCUAUGCACAGCUGAUACAUGGGGUUGUAAAGAGUAUUGUAAGUAAGAAUGGGUUUCAAUUUUUUGCAGUACGUGGAUUAAAUAAUGUACAUGAUAGGAAAGCAUUAUGGGAUAUAGUAAGGAAUAUAGAGAAACAAGCCAGGGAGCCAUGGUUACUAAUGGGAGACUUCAAUUCAAUUCCGGGAGCUGAAGAUAGAAUGCAAGGCAGAGAUGUGCAGCAUAGUGAAACAAAUGAUUUCAGAGAAGUAGUUGAGGAAUGUAAUUUGGCAGAAUUACCUACAAUAGGCAGGUCAUAUAUAUGGACAAAUAGCCAUGUAUUCAGUAGAAUUGAUAGAGCAUUUGUAAAUGAUAAAUGGAUGCUCAACAUGCCUCAUAGACAAGUACAUGUCAUGAAUCCUCUUUUCUCAGACCAUUCCCCCUUGGGUAUUAAAAUAAAUGUGAAAUGUGAUACUAAGAGAAGGCCUUUCAAGUUUUAUAAUUAUAUGGCUGAUCAUCCUGAGUUUGGGCAGAUUGUGGAAAAUAACUGGAAAUAG